Molecule: messenger RNA, 3021 nt
Organism: Aspergillus thermomutatus
Lineage: Eukaryota; Fungi; Ascomycota; Eurotiomycetes; Eurotiales; Aspergillaceae
Product: WD40 repeat domain-containing protein
Exons: 6
Coding region: 1-3021 (1006 amino acids)
Biological process (GO): mitotic spindle organization; regulation of mitotic cell cycle
Cellular component (GO): mitotic spindle
Molecular function (GO): protein binding
Source: RefSeq, a predicted model, not a curated record
AUGGCGAGUGGCUCAUUGACAUUCAAAAGCAAGAAUGCUGGCCCGGGUUCGUCCCUACGCAUCACUCCCUCCAAUUCGCCCGGUGUGAGAGCUCCCCGGUCUCCUAACAAGGUCUCCUUGCACCAAUCCACCCUAUCCCUCCGGACGGUAAUCGGUACGACUACGACGAACCCGAACGGCUUUUCCAGCCACGACCAAAGCAGAUCGUUUGCGCUAUGCGCCGGUUCGGCGGCCAUUCUGGCGGAGCUGGAUGAUGAGAACAAUGUAAACCAACGCUUUUUCAAAGCACGACCCUCCGCGAGCAGCAUCAAUCCCGUUACGUCUUUCUACAACCAAUCUACGCCUCCAUCGACGCCCGAUACGAGAGCGAAAUCGAUAUCCAGCAUCAGAGCAAAUGCGCACAGUAACACCCACAAUGGAUCUCCGUCCAGUGACCUGGCCGAGAGUAACAGCCCGCGUUCCUGGUCGUCUAGGGAAAGGAUAAAGGCGGUUACCAGUGUGUCGAUCAGCCCGAACGGGAGAUUUCUUGCUGUAGGAGAGACUGGAUACAGCCCGCGAGUCUUGAUCUUCUCUACGGCGAAAGACGCAUCCCCGGAGGUUCCCCUGUCGAUUUUGACCGAGCACACCUUCGGCGUUCGCAGCGUCUCUUUUAACUCUAACUCCCAAUAUCUCGCCACUCUUGGAGAGGUGAAUGACGGUUUUCUCUUCGUGUGGGCUUGCAUCAACAUUGUUCGCCACAUGGGCUGGACGGGACAGAGUUUAGUCACCGUCGGCGUUCGACAUGUGAAGGUAUGGCGCCUCCCGGAAGCAAGACCUGUAUCGCCAUCGAAGUCUCGCCUGAAUGCGGAUCCGACCGCCAGUUCUCCCAGCCUGGCUCCGAAAGCGCUUUCGGGACGAAGCUGUCUCCUCGGGUCCUUCGGAAAUUGCAUAUUCACCUGUGUCGCAGGCAUAUCAGACAAUGAAGCUGUGGUAGGCACCGAGGACGGUGCUCUCUGCCUCCUGGACGACAGCGAGGUAUCUCCAAGACUAUCUCUGAUCAAGUACGUGGGGUUCAGCAUCUCAUCUUUGACCAUUGAUCCGGAUCGCGGUUGUCUCUGGGUCGGUGGUCGGGAAAAGAGGAUGCAGAAGUUCUCUUUGGAGUCACUCCGGCCGACGAGCCCGAUUUCGCCAGGUCCUUCCGGUCGAACCUCAGCCGGUAAAAAGGCCAAGGGACCUGCGAUUACUUGUAUGGGAUCCCUAGGAUCGCAUCUAGUGACAGUCGAUUCCAGCAAAGAAAUCCAGAUUCAUCGGGUAGAGUCAAUAAGUAAUGAUGGCGAGAGACCACUUGCGAUUGCCGCUCAUAAAGAUGCGGUUCUCGGCAUUUCUCCGUUACCAGACCUCAAUGAACUCCAGGCCGACUUCUUCACGUGGUCAUCCAAAGGGACCGUGAAUUUUUGGGAUACAAAGGAUUUGAAGCUCUUCGUGUCGGGAGAUAAGAUGGGUGUUUUGAGUAUCCUCUUAGGACAGUCAUGGAAAUGUGUCAAUCAGAUUCGGGCUCACGAGGCAGAGAUCACAGACGUGGCCCUUCACUCGGCCCCCGAUUGCUGUCUCAUUGCCAGUUCUGGUCGAGAUCGCAUGGUUCAGCUUUUUCGUAGCACUGAAGAAAGCUUGGAACUUGUGCAGACCCUGGAUGAUCAUGUCGGAUCUGUGAACCAGUUACUUUUUAUCAAGAAUGGCGAGAAGCUUCUCUCGUGCUCCUCAGAUCGCACAGUGUUCGUUCGAGAACGCAUGACUCGAGAAGCCAGCGGGGAAUCAGCUGUUGCAUAUCUGGCAUCCAGGACUGUCACACUUAAGGCGUCUCCGGUCUCCAUGACUCUAUCUACAGAAGAUCCAAAUAUGCUAAUCAUAUCCACCGUUGAUCGUUGUAUACAACAGUAUGAUCUUGAUUCAGGGAAGCACAUUCGCUCUUUCCGGACUACCGACUCAGAUUCAAACGACACCGUGGUCAUGACUGCUCUGAGCAUGGCUUCCCAGAUUCCAGGGCAAAGUCCCACGCUGCUUAUCGGAGUCGCAAGCACGGACAAAUCAAUUCGCGUGUACGAUAUGGAACGCGAAGUGCUUCUUACUGCCGAGUUUGGGCAUGCAGAAGGCGUGAGCGAUGUUUGCUUACUGACUAGAGAUUCUGAUUUCCUCGGGAAACCUACUAGUCGAACACUGGUUAGCGCUGGUAUUGAUGGUGUAGUCAUGAUAUGGCAUUUACUGGUGCAACCACAGCAAUCUCAGGAUUAUACCCAAAACAAUCUAUCAGAGGAAGAAAUCGACGCUGGGUCGAAGAAUCUGACAGUCUCCAAGCCGCCUCUGCGCAAGAUUCUAUCCAAACACGAGCUUGCUGGAUUUCAGCGACAAGACAACAUCACAGGAACCCCAACCCCAGUGCGGGACUCCUCACAGUUCUUGACUCACAAGAUUUCCAAAAUCUCACUCACACCCUCUUCCUUGAAAAAUGAAAAUAUGGCACCGGCUACGCCUUCUUUUUCUUCAAGAUCUGACUGUCGCCCUCCCCCUUCUCAAUCUCGCCUUGAGAAGUUACGCAAGUCACCAUCCCCAACCACAAGGUCCACACCCGGUAAAAAGCUCAGCAAAUCAAGCAAUCAUACUCGUCGAAUAUCCUUGGACUUCCGCUCCCGUGGCCGAAACUCGUCAAAGAGUGAAUCUGGGGGUCUGAAUUUGUCUACCGAGCAGGUUUGCCGCACAUUGAAGGCUUACAGGAAAAAGCUGCAUACCUCUACAGAGCAUCUCCACUCCCAGAAGGAACUGGAGCGCGAACUGGACCUCACACUUCGAGUCCUGGCUGCUCGAACUAAGAAUUGUGGAAAUAUGGAGACUGAGACGGACAGCAGCGGAAAGGAAAAUGACAGCAAACAUAAUUCCCUACCAGGUCCACAUCGAAUACACUCGACUUCGAAUCUGCGCCAAAACGGCGCUUAUCAGCGCUCGAGAAUCGUAUGUUCUAAUGAUAAUGGCGAAAAUUCGAGCGAAUAG